This is a messenger RNA of Paraglomus occultum, 498 nucleotides long. The record is from the annotation of a GenBank genome assembly. NCBI's taxonomy places the organism in Eukaryota, Fungi, Glomeromycota, Glomeromycetes, Paraglomerales, Paraglomeraceae.
AUGCCAAGUGAUGUGACUCGCCCGAUUUCCCAGGACAGCGUACAAGAUACGGUUCUGGUGCCUCCUUUAAACUUUGCUAUAGUAUCUCCUGGAGUAUAUCGAUCAGGACACCCCAACAGACAAAACUUUCCUUUUCUCAAAAAGUUGGGUCUCAAGACAAUAAUGUACAUGUCAUCCGAUGACUUUAACGAAGAACUGCAUCAGUUUGUAACCGAACAGGGAAUUCAAGUAUUUCAUUAUAAAUUAGCGAGGAACAAGGAACCAUUCGUUGAGAUCGAACAAAAGGAUAUCAGCAGUGCGUUAGUAAAAGUGCUCGGCAAACACAGGAUAGGUUGCCUUAUAGGUUGUCUAAGAAAAUUACAAAGAUGGUCAAUGACCUCUAUAUUUGACGAAUAUCGGCGGUUUGCAGGAACGAAAGUCCUUGCUGAUCAGGAAUUUAUUGAGAUAUUUUCUGAGCCUGUUCCGUAUGAUCCAAGGCAUAAACCGGAAUGGUUGUAA